AUGGAGGUGAUCAAACCAAAGAGACGUCGUCGAAAGAUUCAAAUCAAGAAGAUUAAAAAUGAGGAGGAUCGCAACGUUAUCUUCUCAAAACGAAAAUCUAGCAUCUAUAAGAAGGCUAGCGAGUUGGUCACUUCAAGUGGAGCAGAAAUAGGUAUAGUAAUGUUUUCACCAUCGGGGACGCCUUUCUCUUUUGGCUAUCCCUCCAUCAAAACAGUUGCCAACCAAUUUUUGGGGCGAAACCCUCCGACGGAUGAUAACCCUGAUCCUCUCAUGGAUGCUAGGAUUGAAGAGCUUAUCAAGAAAAUGGACGAGCUACAAGGCCGAAUGAAGGAAGCAAAGGAGAAAGAGAAGAAGUUACUGAAGAAGUUGACAGAGGGAAACAAAGGCAGAAGUUUGGUUGAUGCAAAUAUUGAUGAACUUAGCCUUGAAGAGCUUCACAAACUGAGUGGUUCUUUGGAGGAACUCUAUGACAAGUUGUGCACUCAAAUUCAAGCAUCCUCAAUCUCUACCAACAACCCAGAAUAUGAUCAUACUGAUCCUUCAGCUCAUAUCAACAAUCCAGAUAUCAAUCAAACUGGUGGAGUUUUCAAAUGA
Tripterygium wilfordii is the source of this 594-nucleotide messenger RNA. RefSeq names its product agamous-like MADS-box protein AGL29. Lineage: Eukaryota; Viridiplantae; Streptophyta; Magnoliopsida; Celastrales; Celastraceae. Gene Ontology annotation, biological process: regulation of transcription by RNA polymerase II. The transcript has a single exon. The record is from RefSeq and is a predicted model, not a curated record. Bases 1 to 594 code for a protein of 197 amino acids. Gene Ontology annotation, molecular function: DNA-binding transcription factor activity, RNA polymerase II-specific; protein dimerization activity; RNA polymerase II cis-regulatory region sequence-specific DNA binding.